Molecule: messenger RNA, 3600 nt
Organism: Rotaria sp. Silwood1
Lineage: Eukaryota; Metazoa; Rotifera; Eurotatoria; Philodinida; Philodinidae
Source: the annotation of a GenBank genome assembly
AUGGCUGAUCAAACAUUAUUAGCAAAAGCUCGAAAAGCUCGAUUUGAUGAUUUACCAAAUUUUUCAGGACAUCCUUCUGAGGAUGUCGAACGAUUUUUAAAAUGCAUUAAAAAUAUUACCAAAGCCAAUGCUGAAUCAGAAAAUAAAGAAAUUCUUGAAAUUGUACGUGGUAAAUUAACUCAAUCAGCAGGCUUAUGGUUUGAUAACAAUGAACAUAAUUUUAAAAAAUGGUCAGAUUUCGAAGUCCAAUUUCGAAAUCGUUAUUUCUCAACAACAAUGAUCCAUAAAAAGUUUGAUCAAUUAAAGCAACGAAAACAAUUACAUAAUGAACCUGUUACUGCUUAUAUUGAUGAUGUCAUUAAUUUAUGUCGUGAAAUUGAUCCAACUAUGUCAGAUUCAAUUAUCAUUCAACAUCUGAUGAGUGGUAUUAAUCCUGAUUUUAAAAAAGAAAUUUCUCGGCAUGAAUCAUGUUUAUAUAACUUAAAUGAAUUUUUAAAAUAUGCCAAAAUUGAACAAGAUUUACAAGAUACAUUUGAUAAAUCUCAACAAUUAUCAUUCGAAUAUACACAACAAAAUGUUUUAAAUAAUUAUCGACCAUUUACUUCAGUUACAACCACAGUUAAACAGCCUAGACAACAACUUCAAUUUAUGAAACAAAACAAAUUUUUAUCACAUACAUUACCCACACAGAGCUCCGUUAUUAAUCGGAACUCGAACUACCAACCAGCACUUCAAUCAACAUAUGUACCUGACAAACAAAUUUAUACUAAUUCACAAGAAAAGAUAUUCACGAAUAAAUAUACUAAUAAUCAACCAGCCUCACAACAACAACAUGAUUAUUGUAAAUUGUACAAUGUCUCCACAUUUUCAAUAACUGGGUCACAUGAUAGCGGUGUUCCCAGUCAAUGUAUUCAGCCAUCAACAACAACAUCUUCUCCCGUUUAUAUCAAGAUUCGUGUUAACAAUCAACCAACUGAAGCAAUUGUUGAUACCGGUUCCGCCAUCUCAAUCAUUCAUGCAAAUUUUCUCAAAACUAUUCAUCAUGAACAUUUUAUUUAUAACAAUUAUAUAUGUCAAACAGCAAAUUCAACACCACUUAAUAUAAUCGGUCAAAUUAAAUUAGAACUAAGACUUAAAUCAACAACAACAUACGUCAUUGCUCAUGUGGCAACAAAUUUAAUUACAUCCGUAUUAUUAGGUAAUGACUGGAUUAAUUCAAAUCAUGUUCAUCUAUUUGGUGAUCAACAACAAUUGACUAUUCCUGAUCAACAUGAUCAAUUAAUAUCGAUUUCAUACGUAGCACCUAUAUCUAUUAACUAUCCAGCAUUAUUAAUUGAUCAAAUUACUCUGCCACCAUACUCACAACUAUUAGUUGAUAUUUCAUGUGAAAUUAACAAUGAUAAUAAUCUGAUAUUUGAACCAUAUUCAAACUAUGCCUCAAAAUUUAUUUUUAUACCACAUACAUUAUUAAAUAUCAACAAUCAUAAAGCUAAAAUAUUACUAAUCAAUGCUCAGAAUCAACAAACAAUAUUACCAAGAAAUACACGAAUCGGAACCCUUUCUCCUCCCUCAACUUACACAAUAUGUUUUAGUACAUCAAAUCCAACAAAACAAAAUUCAUCUUUCAAUAAAUAUAAUCAAUCAACAUCCAGUAAUUCAAGCAAAUUAAAAUAUAGAGCUGUCACAAAUAAAAAUGACAACUCGGAAGAAGACAAAUUAGAUAUUAUUUGUGAUAAUUGCAAUGAAUAUUUUCUAUCUGGUAAUGAUUUACAAAAACAUUUACGAGCAAAAUGCUACUCUGAUGAAAUUCGUCAAAAAAUAUUCGAUUUAACAAAACAUAUAGGAAAUGAAAAAAACCGUUCGAAAAUUGAAGAUAUAUUAUGGCAUAAUAAAAUUCUAUUCGAUCCUACACCAUCCAUUAUUAACAUUCCACCACAAUCAGCAAUCAAGACAGGUGAUCAUCCACCUAUUUACUCAAAACAAUAUUCGUCUUCUUUCAAAGAUCAAGAUAUUAAAUUGCAAGAAACACAAAAAUUAUUAGAACGUGGUCAAAUUGAAGAAUCAACUUCUCCAUGGUCAUCACCUAUUGUUCUUGUUAAGAAAAAAGACAAAACAAUGCGAUUUUGCAUUGAUUAUCGACGAUUAAAUACUAUUACAAUUAAAGAUGCAUUUCCAUUACCCCGUAUUGAUGAAAUUUUUGAUCAAUUAUCCGAUGCAAUAUAUUACACAAAAUUUGAUUUUAAAUCUGGUUAUUUCCAGGUACCUCUAUCUAAAGAGGACCGACCUAAAACUGCAUUUUCAACUCGUGACAACCAUUAUCAAUUUACUGUAUUACCUCAAGGAAUUACAAAUGGACCAGCAACAUUUCAACGUGUAAUAAAUCAUAUAUUAGGGCCUGCGAGAUGGAAAUAUGCAUUAGCAUAUAUCGAUGAUGUUAUUAUUUUUUCGAAAACAUUUGAAGAACAUUUAAUACACCUUAAUGAUAUUUGUACAAUAUUAAAAAAUGCUCGAUUUCGUCUGAAUCCAGACAAAUGUGAAAUUGCUCAAACUGAAACAGAUUAUCUUGGACAUAAUAUAAAGAAUGGUGAAAUUCGUCCAAGUUCUCAUAAUAUUAAUGGUUUAUUGAAUACCAGAUUACCACAAACUGCAGAUGAAGCUUGUAAAUUUGUUAAAGCAGCUGAAUAUUAUCGCAAAUUUAUUCCCAAUUUUUCUCAAAUCGCUGAACCACUUAGGAAAUUUGUUCCAACUACAAGAACUCAACAAAAGAAAGGACAAAAAACAAUGAUUACAUUAACGCAAGAUGAACUUAAAGCAUUCGAACAACUUAAACAAUUUCUUACAACUGACUUAGUGUUACGAUUACCGAACAAUAGAUUCCCUUUCAAGGUUCAAACAGAUGCUUCGGAGGAGGGAAUCGGUGCAGUAUUAUUACAAAUAUAUCCAGAUGGUGAUAGACCAAUUGCAUAUCUUUCGAAGAAAUUUACACAAGCACAACGCAAAUGGUCUCCAAUGGAACAAGAAUGUUACGCAUUUAUAUGUGCAUUAGAUAAAUGGCAUAAUUAUUUAAGUGGAAUUAAAUUUACUUGGGAAACUGAUCACAAAGCAUUAACACAAUUAAACCAAAAAGCUCAAAUUAACAAACGAUGCGAAAGAUGGAGAUUAAAAAUUUUAGAAUAUGAUUUCAAGGUGAAAUACGUUCCAGGUUUAACAAAUUCUAUGCCCGAUUAUUUAUCAAGAUCUCCUGUUGAAGAUGCUGAAGAAGAUCCUGAUGAAACCACACACCUUCAUUCCAAAUCAACACAAACUGAUAUUUUAUAUGAUAACCAACAUUCAUCCAUCAUCGCAGCUGUUGAAACUCGUGCUAUGAAAUUACGAAAUAACACUUUAAAUGAACUUUCAAAUACAACAAAAUUAACAUCAGAUUCUCUACAUAAUUCUAUUCAAGAGAAUCGCACCACUCCAUUUUCAAUUGAAGAAUUAAUUCAAGCUCAACAAAAUGAUGCUUAUGCAAAAAAUAUUUUUAAUAAUAUCAAGAAAUACAAACAUUAUAUUAUAAAAGACAGUAUCUUACAUACUAUGGGCUAUUUAAUUUCAGUCUGA